GGGAGGGGAGGGCGCCGGGGCAGCAGUGCGUGCGCUCCUCCCGGCGCCACAAGCUCGCCCCGCGCAGCCCUAGCCGGGCUGGGCGCUGUCCUCGGGGGCCUGGGGAACCGCGCGGUUUGGAGAUCGGAGGCACCUGAAACCCGUGGCAAGCGCCGAGCCGGGAGACAGCCCGAGGAACCACGGGGUCUGGAGCCAGGAGCCGGAAGCUGGGAGUCCGGAGGAGCGCGGAGCCCGGAGCCCGGAGCGCGGAGCCCGGAGCCCGGAGCCCGGAGCCUGGAGCCCGGAGCGGCGCGUCUGGGUCUGGCGCUUCCCGACUGGACGGCGCGCCCGCUGGUCUUCGCCACGCGCCCUCCCCUGGGCUCCAGUUCAUCGGUCCUCGCCUGAGACGCGCCCACUCCCGCCCGGACUUCCAGCCCCGGAGGCGCCGGACAGAGCCGCGGACUCCAGCGCCCACCAUGCGCCUCAACAGCUCCGCGCCGGGAACCCCGGGCACGCCGACCGCCGACCCCUUCCAGCGGGCGCAGGCCGGACUGGAGGCGGCGCUGCUGGCCCCGGGCUUCGGCAACGCUUCGGGCAACGCGUCGGAGCGCGUCCUGGCGGCACCCAGCAGCGAGCUGGACGUGAACACCGACAUCUACUCCAAGGUGCUGGUGACCGCCGUGUACCUGGCGCUCUUCGUGGUGGGCACGGUGGGCAACACGGUGACGGCGUUCACGCUGGCGCGGAAGAAGUCGCUGCAGAGCCUGCAGAGCACGGUGCAUUAUCACUUGGGCAGCCUGGCGCUGUCCGACCUGCUCACCCUGCUGCUGGCCAUGCCCGUGGAGCUGUACAACUUCAUCUGGGUGCACCACCCCUGGGCCUUCGGUGACGCCGGCUGCCGCGGCUACUACUUCCUGCGCGACGCCUGCACCUAUGCCACGGCCCUCAACGUGGCCAGCCUGAGUGUGGAGCGCUACCUGGCCAUCUGCCACCCCUUCAAGGCCAAGACCCUCAUGUCCCGAAGCCGCACCAAGAAGUUCAUCAGCGCCAUCUGGCUCGCCUCGGCCCUGCUGGCGGUGCCUAUGCUGUUUACCAUGGGCGAGCAGAACCGCAGCGCCGACGGCCAGCACGCCGGCGGCCUGGUGUGCACCCCCACCAUCCACACCGCCACCGUCAAGGUCGUCAUACAGAUCAACACCUUCAUGUCCUUCAUAUUCCCCAUGGUGGCCAUCUCAGUCCUGAACACCGUCAUCGCCAACAAGCUGACGGUCAUGGUACGCCAGGCGGCCGAGCAGGGCCAGGUGUGCACGGUCGGGGGCGAGCACAGCACAUUCAGCAUGGCCAUCGAGCCCGGCAGGGUCCAGGCCCUGCGGCACGGCGUGCGCGUCCUACGUGCAGUGGUCAUCGCCUUUGUGGUCUGCUGGCUGCCCUACCAUGUGCGGCGCCUCAUGUUCUGCUACAUUUCGGAUGAGCAGUGGACUCCGUUCCUCUAUGACUUCUAUCACUACUUCUAUAUGGUGACCAACGUGCUCUUCUACGUCAGCUCCGCCAUCAACCCCAUCCUGUACAACCUCGUCUCCGCCAACUUCCGCCACAUCUUCCUGGCCACACUGGCCUGCCUCUGCCCUGUGUGGCGGCGCAGGAGGAAGAGGCCAGCCUUCUCGAGGAAGGCCAACAGCGUGUCCAGCAACCACACCCUCUCCAGCAAUGCCACCCGCGAGACGCUGUACUAGGCUCUGCGCCCCGGAGCGUGUCCAGGAGGAGCCUGGCCGUGGGUCCUUGCCCCCCACAGACAGAGCAGCCCCCACCCGGGAGCUCUGAUGGUCGGGCAGAGGCCAGCCUGUGCUGGAGUCUGAGGCCUGGGACCCCCCUCCCACCCCCCAACCCCUGUUUCUCAUCAGUGUCUCCCGGGCCUGUCCCCAACUCCUCCCCACCCCUCCCCAUCUCCUCUUUGAAAGCCAGAACAAGAGAGCGCUCCUCUCCCAGAUGGGAAAAGGGCCUCUAACAAGGAGAAAUUAGUGUGCAGCAAAAGGCAGUUUUCUUUGUUCUCUGACUAAUGGAUGGUUCCAGAGAAGGAAAUGAAAGGUGCUGGGUGGGGCCGGGCCUCGGGUGGCCGGGCUGCUGUUCCCAUGUCCACAUCUCUGAGGCCUGCACCCACUCUGUCUAGCUCGGGGAGUCCAGCCCCAGUCCCGCACGCUCUGUGGCUUUGGGCCUCACGUGCAGACCCUGCCAUGCAGACCCACGCCCCCCUCCCUCAGGCAGUUCCAAGAAAGCUCCCUGACUCGCCCCUUCAGGCCUGGCAAUCUGGGGGCCCACUGCCAUGAGGGGUCCCUCCCACCACCCUCGCCGCAGGCAGCUGCGGCCCCCAGAGGGGACCACAAGCCCAAAAAGGACAAAAAUGGGCUGGCCUGGAAUCGCCCAGACCCCAGCCUCCCCUCCUCCCUCCCAUCCUCACCCAGGACAAGGCCCAGGGGCUCUGCCAGGACACCACAUGGGAGGAGGCUCAGGCCUCAGCCUCAGGAUCUUCAGCCGUGGCCUCUCGGGCUCGGCAGAAGGGACGCCGGAUCAGGGGCCUGGUCUCCCGCACCUGCCCAGGUGGCCGUGGCCAGGAUGGGGUGCACAUUCCGUGUGCUUUGCUUGUGGCUGUGCAGGCUGAGGUCUGGCAGCCAGGCCCAGAGCUGGCUUCAGGGUGGGGCCUUGAGAAGGGGAAUGUGGAACAGGGGCGAUGGAGCCUGGUCCCUGAGUAAGAUGCCAGUUCCAGGAACUCAGGCUUCAGGUGAGAAGGAGCGGUGUGUCCAGGCACCGCUGGCCAGCAGCCCUGGGCUGAGGCACAGACUCAUUUGUCACCCUCUGGUGGCGGCAGCCCUGGCCCCAGCCUCCAAGCAGUUGAAAAAGCUGGCGUCUCCUUGGUCUCUAGGAUCCAGGCGCCACAGAGCACACGACUGGCCAGGCCCCUGGCUUAAGAAGGUCGCCUGAGCCUGAGAGAAGACAGUCCCAGGAGAAGCUGGCCGGGACCAGCCAGGAACUGGGAGCCACAGGAAGCAAAAUUCAGCCUUUUCUUCAAGGGAUUUCCUUGUCUCAGAGCAGCCUUUGCCCUGGGGAAAUGGGCUCUGGGCUGGCUGCCUGCACCGGCCACGUCGACCCGGGACCCGGACACCUGGUCUUGGGCUGUGUUCAGCCACUUUGCCUUCUCCGGACUCGGUUUCCCCAUCUGUGAAAUGAGAGUCGAAUGCUACAGUAUCUGCAGUCACUUGGAUCUGGCUGUUGAGUUGACGGGUUCCUUGAACCCCACAAAAUCCCUCUCCAACCACAGGGCCCUUCGGCUCACCAAGAACGGGGCCCAGGGGAGUCAGGCCCAUUUGCUGCACUUCCUGCCAAACUUUGCCUCCCACAAGCCUGGUCAUCAGCCAGGCAGCCCUCCCAGCGCCCAAGGGCCACCAACCCCAGGGAAACAGGGCCAGCACAGAGGGGCCUUCUUCCCCCACAGAGCUCCCAUGAGAAGCUUUGCUGCCCACAGAGCUCCCCACAGAGAAGCUUUGCUGCCAGCCAGGGAUGUCCAGAGGUCAGUGCAGCCCCUACCCCUGCUCAGGAGUGGGCUCAGAGUUUAGCAAAUGCUGAGGCCCCUCAGGCUGGGCUCUGAAUGAGGACCUGAACUGAACUCAGAGCCAGACAGGGCAGCCUCAGAUCCUUCUCUGCGGCUCCUGGACCUUGGGCCAUAAUUUCUGAGCCUCGGUUUCCCCAUCUAAGAAACAGAUGUGGUCGUUCCACCCUUGCAGCUGGAUGGGACUGUCCUGGAGGACCCACCCCGGAACAGACAGAAUGAUGUCUCUCAGGAUGGUGCUCUGAGAGAGGGGAGUGGAUGCCCCACUGCCCCAGACCCUCGGUAGACACGAGGUCUCCGGGGUGGGGUCUGUGGCUGUGACUGAAGUCGGCUUUUCCUGUUGAUGUCUUGAUGCUUCUAUCUGUGCACUUACUGUAGGUAGGGACACGUGUCCACGCACCACAGACACACCCACGACACCUGAUCUCGUAUCACUAGCUCGCAGGCAGGUCAUGAUGUGACCCCGGAAGCCAGCCCUGCGUGCCAUGAGUGCAUCGGUCAUGGAGUCCGGAGCCCCUAAGUCGGCCCCCGGUGACGGCGCAGCCCUCACAGCUCAAACGCCCGCCUCCACUCCCAUCAUCUGCAGUUGGUGAAAACAAACCCCGUGUAUCUCUCAAUAAAGGUGGCCGAAGGGCCCUCG
Messenger RNA from Pongo pygmaeus (Bornean orangutan), 4220 nucleotides. It is a transcript of the gene NTSR1, whose product is annotated as neurotensin receptor 1. The coding region runs from base 456 to 1712 and encodes 418 amino acids. Gene Ontology annotation, molecular function: G protein-coupled neurotensin receptor activity. Gene Ontology annotation, cellular component: plasma membrane. Lineage: Eukaryota; Metazoa; Chordata; Mammalia; Primates; Hominidae. Gene Ontology annotation, biological process: neuropeptide signaling pathway. The record is from RefSeq and is a predicted model, not a curated record. The transcript is spliced from 4 exons.